ACACCCGCCAGGGGCUCAUGUAUCUUUCCAACCGAAGCUGAUGCAUGGAUACAUUCGUUCCAGAAGGCUUGCAAUGCAUCGAGUCCUAGUCUAGAAUAAUCGAAUGUCCGUGGACAUGUCCAGAGUUGCUUAUCGAUAACAGCCAGCUAGGGUGACGACGUCAACGCGGUACUGCCACCACCUUUCCUAACCUCCAACUUGGGCGCCUACAACCGUACCUGGUAGAGCAUGGCAUAGCAGCUACCCACCACGCUGGCAACGCAAAGACAACCUCAAUUGCUAUAUAUUAUGAGGCCCAGUACGCCGCCAUAUCGACACAAUGAGCCACCAGAGAUAUCCAUCCCAUGACGCUAUCAAAGAACCCCACUCCAUCUCUCUCAAACAACAAACCCUCGCGCCUCCUCUCUCCAAAUCAACGACUCUCGAACCCUCGCCCGCCAGUCUUGCGUACCAGACCAAGGGCAGCACGAACCCGUCCCCUUUCCUCCUGUCGCCCAUCCUCAACCUCCCCUUCUCCUUCGGCUCAGCCUACACAGGAGAGACAUUCUCCUGCACGCUGUGCGCGAACAAUGACCUCCCUUCCUCGUCACGCGCCAUCCGCGACGUCAAGAUCGAGGCCGAGAUGAAGACGCCGAGCGUAGGGCGCGCACAGAAACUAGAGCUCAAGACACAACAUGGCGAGGGCCCGCGUGACCUGGAGCCGGGCGAGACGGUGCAGGGCGUCGUGGGGUUCGAUCUUAAGGAGGAAGGGAACCACGUGCUCGCCGUGACGGUCAGUUACUACGAGGUCUCGGAGACGAGCGGUCGGACGAGGACGUUUCGAAAGCUAUACCAGUUCAUAUGCAAGUCGUCGCUCAUCGUGCGGACCAAGAUGAGCCCGCUGCCCGCGCUGCCGAGCGGCCGGCGGAGAUGGGUCGUGGAGGCGCAGCUGGAGAACUGCAGCGAGGACGUGAUGCAGCUGGAAACGGUGGGCAUGAGCGUGGAGGACGGGCUGCGGUGGAAAGGGUGCAACUGGGAAGUCGCCGGGGCAAAGGGUCCCGUCGUCAAGCCAGGCGAGGUGGAGCAGGUAUGCUUCGUGGUCGAGACGGUCGACGAGGGCGGCGUGAUGAAGGCGUUGCCGGACGGGAGGCUCGUCUUUGGCGUGCUGGAGAUUAGUUGGCGAGGCGAGAUGGGCAACAGGGGCUAUCUCAGUACGGGGAAGCUAGGGACAAAGGUUCGGACGUAG
Messenger RNA from Emericellopsis atlantica, 1225 nucleotides. RefSeq lists its product as uncharacterized. The transcript is spliced from 2 exons. The coding region runs from base 320 to 1225 and encodes 301 amino acids. NCBI's taxonomy places the organism in Eukaryota, Fungi, Ascomycota, Sordariomycetes, Hypocreales, Bionectriaceae. The record is from RefSeq and is a predicted model, not a curated record. Gene Ontology annotation, cellular component: TRAPPIII protein complex.